AUGUUAUCCUCAACCGCCCAUGACCCAGUAGCCCGCAACAUCCCGUCCACCACCCUAAAGAAGACUAUGCACACCGUAGACCUCUACCCGCGGGCCGGGAAGUCGACAGGACCCGUGGAUGCAUACCACAGCCACAUCAACGCAGUUCACAUAGUUCCCUCAAAUCCCUGCUACGCUGCGACCGGCCACAUCCAUGAGUACGGGGAUUACACACGUGUCAAGGCCCCAGAACUUUCCAAGGCCUCUCUGGUAACGACGAUGUAUCCUGACCCAAUUAAGUAUAGCCAGCUGGACGCUCCGCCGAUUAACGAGUACAAGGCAUCGUCGUUCUAUGACGCCUUCCCACGCGAUAAGGCGUCCAUCGCUCUUACCCGCAGGAGCAGCGGCUAUGGGAAGUUUGGCGGCGCACCGUACAAUGAGUGCAGGGCAGAGUCUUCCGUCAGUGGUAUUGGGGGAGCCCAGACGAAGAGCUACAGGCGAUCGUCUGUGGACAGCGUGAACCGCCUGCUGUCUUCUCAGUACACUCUUGGCUCUACGGCAGGCUCGUUCCGCGACGGCUGCCUUUCGGAGUCUGCCCUCCGCAACUACUCUAGCAUCAAGUGCUACCCUACAACCAUGGAGUCCUACAGUACAGGGCGUGUCAACACGCUGGCUGGACGCAGGUUCUCGGACCAAACAUACACUGGACUGAAUUUACAUAAUUACAAUACUACAACGUUUUUCAAGAGCACAGCCGGCCAGAUUUUUGCGUAG
Messenger RNA from Giardia duodenalis, 753 nucleotides. RefSeq lists its product as uncharacterized. The transcript has a single exon. Bases 1 to 753 code for a protein of 250 amino acids. Lineage: Eukaryota; Fornicata; Diplomonadida; Hexamitidae. The record is from RefSeq and is a predicted model, not a curated record.